CUCGACCAGCAAAUGCCAAAAGUCGUUUCCAAUAGGACGAGUACGUGCGGUACGUGGGCUUAGCUGUCCGUUCUAGGUAUUGUGCACUGGGUUCGCAUGCAUUUGCCAACCUCGAGGUUUUCAGUCAAUUGUGCCGUGACGAGUUUAAGAAAAGUGUAAAAUGGUAGCUGACGGAGAACCGGUUGAAACUGCUGAGCAGCAAUCGAAGAAAGCCGCCAAGAAACAGGCGAAAGAAGCAGCGAAGGCAGCAAAGAAAGCAGAGCACAAGGAAGCGGCCAAAAAGGACCAAGAAUCAAACGUUGAAGCUGAAGACUAUUCUGCUGGAAAAUAUGGCAUAGCCAAAUUGAUCCAAUCGGCCGAAACGCAUUCCGACAGGAAAUUCGUCAAAGUUUCCGAUCUUUCACAGUUCAUCAACAAGGGUACAGUCUGGGUGCGAGGACGUGUUCACACCUCUCGUAGCAAAGGAAAACAAUGCUUUUUAAUAUUAAGACAACAAAGCAGCACAGUCCAGUGUGUGAUUGCUGUUGGCGAUGAGGUUUCCAAGCAAAUGGUUAAAUUCUCCGGAAGUAUAAGCAAGGAAAGUGUAAUUGACGUGCAUGUUAAAGUUGUGCCAGUUUCAUCGAGUAUCGAAUCGUGUACGGAGCAAAAAUUGGAAUUGUAUGUUUGCGAAAUAUACGUGAUUUCUGCUGCCAAACCACAACUUCCACUGCAAAUUGAGGACGCAUCACGGCCGGAAAAUUUGGAUGACCCCGAAAGUUUGAACAUUCGCGUUAACCAAGACACUAGAUUAGACAAUCGUGUUCUGGACUUGAGAACUCCUGCCAAUCAAGCUAUUUUCCGUCUGGAGGCUGGCGUGUGUAAACUGUUCCGCGAUAUUUUGACUGAAAAAGGCUUCACAGAAAUCCACACUCCAAAAAUUAUCCCUGCACCAAGUGAAGGUGGCGCCAAUGUUUUUACUGUGAGUUAUUUCAAAGAUUCUGUGUACUUAGCUCAAUCGCCACAACUCUACAAGCAAAUGGCGAUUGCCGCCGAUUUCGAUAAAGUGUUCACUGUUGGUGCGGUAUUUCGUGCAGAAGAUUCAAACACGCAUCGUCAUUUAACGGAAUUCGUUGGUCUUGAUUUGGAGAUGUCCUUCAAAUAUCAUUACCACGAAGUCUUGCACGUAAUCGGUGAUACCUUCACUGCCAUCUUCAAAGGUCUUCGCGAUAAUUACAGCAAAGAAAUCGCAGCUGUUGGACAGCAGUUCAAAGUUGAUGCCUUCAAAUUCCUGGAACCACCGUUGAUUCUAAAAUUUUCUGAGGGUGUGGCGAUGUUACGAGAGGCUGGCGUUGAAACUGGAGACGAGGAAGAUUUGUCAACCCCUAACGAAAAACUCUUGGGACGCUUAGUAAAGGCUAAAUACGACACUGACUUCUACAUACUCGAUAAAUUCCCACUUGCUAUCCGACCAUUCUACACCAUGCCGGAUCCUAACAACAAAAUGUACUCCAACUCAUAUGACAUGUUCAUGCGUGGAGAGGAAAUUCUGUCGGGCGCACAACGUAUUCAUGAUGCCGAUUUCUUGAUUGAGAGGGCGAAGCAUCAUGGAGUUGAUCUACAAAAAAUAGCGUCGUACAUUGAAGCAUUCAGAUUCGGUUGUCCACCGCACGCUGGAGGUGGUAUUGGCAUGGAACGAGUAGUUAUGUUGUACUUGGGCUUGGACAACAUUCGGAAAACCUCAAUGUUCCCACGUGAUCCUAAACGAACCACUCCAUAAACCACUUCUCCCAUAUAACGAUAAGCGCAUAAGUUUUCAUAAAUGGAAUGUGCGAAACUGCUCCUGGUCCCCAUCGGCAUAUAUUUCUUUUAACAUGGGAUGAGACUUACAUCUUGGGUUUACACUGUGAAUUUUUUUUAUAUAAAAAAAAAAUAAAAUGAUAUUUUUAUUCGAAA
Messenger RNA from Hermetia illucens (black soldier fly), 1932 nucleotides. RefSeq names its product aspartate--tRNA ligase, cytoplasmic (gene AspRS). Lineage: Eukaryota; Metazoa; Arthropoda; Insecta; Diptera; Stratiomyidae. The record is from RefSeq and is a predicted model, not a curated record. The transcript has 9 exons. Bases 161 to 1756 code for a protein of 531 amino acids. Gene Ontology annotation, cellular component: aminoacyl-tRNA synthetase multienzyme complex; cytosol; cytoplasm. Gene Ontology annotation, biological process: aspartyl-tRNA aminoacylation. Gene Ontology annotation, molecular function: RNA binding; ATP binding; aspartate-tRNA ligase activity.